This is a messenger RNA of Clupea harengus (Atlantic herring), 947 nucleotides long. RefSeq names its product glycoprotein Ib platelet subunit beta. NCBI's taxonomy places the organism in Eukaryota, Metazoa, Chordata, Actinopteri, Clupeiformes, Clupeidae. The record is from RefSeq and is a predicted model, not a curated record.
CCUGCUGUCAGACGAGAGGCAGUCGUGGUGUGCUUCUCAUACCCUCACACUCACACACACAUUACAGACACAGCACACACUCCAGAAUAAGGUAAGAACUAUUCACAGUCAUCGGCGCUCUACCAACCAACGUCACAAGAUCUGUGUUUUUUCAUUCCAUGGCGUAUUUGGGACAAAUUCAGCUGUAUUUAGGCCUACUUAGUGUGGGCAAAGGUAAUAUGGGUGUCCAGACCAGUUGUGUGAUCGUGUCCAUGAUCUUGAGCAUGAGUGCUGUGAAGGCCGAAGGGGUGUGUCCAUCUCCAUGUUCCUGCGGCAGAGGCGUGGUCGACUGCAGUGGGCGUGGCCUCACCACCUCCAGCAUGCCGGCGUCCUUCCCCACGGGCACUACUGAGCUUCGGCUCCAUGGCAACCAUCUGACGGCGCUGCACUCUGGAGUUCUGGACGCGCUAUCUAGUCUGAGAAGCGUCUCAUUGCAUGGCAACCCCUGGUCAUGUGACUGUGGCAUCCUCUACCUGCGUGGAUGGCUUCUCAAUCAGAAGAACGACCGCUUAAAAAGGAACGUGAGCUGUAGUUCUCCCCCAAACCUGCAGGGGGUGCUGGUGGUGAAUCUGGUGGAAGAGGACGUACUUUCUUCUUGCCGCUACUGGAUCUGUGACUUAGCCCUGGCAUCCCAGAUAAGCCUUGUUGUCUUCAUCAUCAUCCAGGCUAUUCUGUUGGCCUCUGUGAUUUUCUUCCUCCGGCGUUUUGACCGCAUGUCCAAAGAAGCCCGACGGACUACAGAGGAAAGCAUCGCUGGGGGCGACAAUGUCUCCGGUGGCAAUGAAUACGCCAAGGACAGGAGCACCUGACAGGCAGUGGCGACUCCUAGUGGACGCCAGGGGAGGCCAGGCCUCCUCGGGAUAAAAUGACUUGAGAUGUGAAAAUCUCCAUAACAACAACAUGUAAAA